AUGGCACAAGAAACCAGAGGAGAAGAAGAGAAGAUCAAAGAAGUGGUGGAGGAAGAGACGACGACGGAGGCGGGUGCUCUGAGCCCGAGGUUUAAGCUGAAUGUCCACGCGCCGGAGUUCGUGCCGCGGUCGCACUUGCCGGCGGUCGCCACCGCGCCGCCGUCUUCCUUACCAGGAGGGUGCUUCUACCCCUACCUCCAGUUCUUCAACGGCGGCAACGGCGGCGGCGGCGGCGGCUCAUUGGGACCAGAAUGGUUCUACUUCGCAGACCAAGAAUCCACUCACUUCGUUCCGGAUUUCUACGGCAAAGGCGCAGCAGCAAGCCCGAAGAACAGCAGCGAUCUAGCUCAAAAGAUAGUAAAGCAGGUGGAGUACCAGUUCAGCGAUACCAAUCUGGUUGCAAAUGAUUUCCUGAUGAAGAUUAUGAACAAAGAUCCAGAAGGAUAUGUGCCAAUGUCAGUGGUUGCUUCUUGGAAAAAGAUAAAAGCUCUUGAUGUCAAUAACUACACGCUCAUUAAAGCCCUCAAGACCUCCUCUAAGCUAGUUCUUAGCGAGGAUGGCAAGAAGAUCAAACGCAAGCAACUUUUCACUGAAAGAGACAAAGAGGAGCUCCAAUCUCGUACUGUUGUGGUAGAGAAUCUGCCAGAGGAUUACUCGCGCCAGAACCUUGAAAAAAUAUUCAGCGUCGCUGGGUGCGUGAAGAACAUCAGGAUAUGCCAUCCUCAGGAGCCAAACUCAGCGAGAAGCUCCAAGAAUGAUGUGCUGAUCAGCAAUAAGCUGCAUGCGCUGGUGGAGUACGAGAGCACGGAUCAAGCUGAGAAGGCGGUCGAGAAGUUGAACGAUGAGAGGAACUGGAGAAAGGGCCUUCGAGUGAGAACGAUGCUACGAUGCUCUCCAAAAUCUGUGAUCAGAAACAAGAAGCUGGACUUCGAUCACUUCGACAUAUUCUCCGACGAUGAACAGUCGUCCUCUUCCCAAACUCUGGCCGGGUCUCCUCGCGGCGAUCAAGUGCCCCCCGAUCACAGCAACGAGGAGAGCCAGAACGGGGCUCGAAAAGGCUGGGGGAGGGGGCGAGGAGGCAAGGCGCUGGGGCAGGGCGGCGGCCAAGCAGGGGAGGCAAUGAGCAAGCUAUGCUGCCCGCAAAGCCCCCGGAUGCCCGACGGCACGCGCGGGUUUACGAUGGGGCGGGGGAAGCCGUCUCCGGCGACGACGAGUACUCUUGGUCCCGUCGGGCCAUGA
This is a messenger RNA of Zingiber officinale, 1239 nucleotides long. RefSeq names its product la-related protein 6C-like. Gene Ontology annotation, molecular function: mRNA binding. Gene Ontology annotation, cellular component: nucleus. Gene Ontology annotation, biological process: RNA processing. NCBI's taxonomy places the organism in Eukaryota, Viridiplantae, Streptophyta, Magnoliopsida, Zingiberales, Zingiberaceae. The coding region runs from base 1 to 1239 and encodes 412 amino acids. The transcript has 10 exons. The record is from RefSeq and is a predicted model, not a curated record.